AUCAGUACGUGGCACAAACAUUUGGAGCACGCCUACCCUGUGCAGAAAGAGCCGUAGAAACACGCUGUAGUGAGAACGUAUAGUGUUUGCGGAAGUGAAGCAGGCAAUAAGACCGAUGGAGCAGAAAACUAUAGAAAGAUGUCUGCAGAACUUGGAGUAAUCAUCCUCUUAAGUCACUUUUCUAUUCACUUGGAAGAGGUUCCGGAACUGUCUGGCUAGGCCUAGAUCUUAAAUGCCUGAAGCAACACUUCUGUUUCACAAAAAACGUGUGAAACAUGGUUUAUCAGCUUGGGAUGUUUGCUCCACGACAGACCACAUUCCCUCUCCUCAGUCAUUGGUACACUGAGUGGCUUUAGGGAAAGAAAUGUCAUAGGUUAAGACUUGGAGCUCAAUACCUAUACAAUCUAGUUACAAUGAGGAUGUGUACUUCUGUGUCCAAGUUCCUACGGAGGGGCAAAUAUGUGCUCCUGUUGCUGCUCUCACUUUCGGUGUUGGUGUGGAUUGCAACAUUUGCUGGGGACACUGUGAAGGCUAUCCAGGACCCCCUGGUUUCAUCACAGACUAAAAGCAAAGCAAACAUCCUGAGAACAGAACCAAACUCGGAUAAAGCAAUCCAAGUGUUCUCCGAUCCUUUCCCUGACUCCUCCCCGACGAAAGAGGACUGUCCGCCAAAAUCGCCGCUUCUCAAGGGAGCCCUGAAGCUUUCAUUUGAGGCCACCCUAACACUCAAGGAAGUGGAGAGGGAGAAUGAAGCCGUGGCAGCUGGCCAGUAUCAACCACCUGGCUGCAAUGCCCCACAGAGCGUGGCUAUCCUCAUCCCCCACCGCAACCGCGAGAAGCACCUCCUUUACCUCCUCCACCACCUCCACCCAUUCCUCCAAAGACAGCAGCUGCACUACGGCAUCUACGUCAUCCAUCAGGCUGGAGAUGUGACGUUCAACAGGGCCAAGCUUCUGAAUGUUGGAUACUUGGAAGCUCUCAAGGACCAUGAUUGGGACUGCUUCGUUUUCCACGAUGUGGAUCUGGUUCCAGAGAACGACUUCAAUUUGUACAAAUGUGACCAGCAGCCAAAACACCUAGUGGUUGGCAGGAAUGCCACAGGGUACAAAUUGCGGUACAAGGGAUACUUUGGAGGGGUGACUGCCAUGACUAAGGAGCAGUUCUAUAGAGUGAACGGAUUCUCAAACACCUACUGGGGUUGGGGCGGGGAGGAUGAUGACCUUCGCAUAAGAGUGGAGAUUCAAAAAAUGAAGAUCGUGAGACCUCAUGCAGACAUAGCACGCUACACCAUGGUGUUUCAUAAAAGAGACAAUGGCAACGAAAUCAAUAAAGACAGAAUGCGUCUACUGGGACGGACACCUCAAGUUUGGAAGAAAGAUGGCCUGAACACUUGUUCCUACAAGUUACUGACAGUGGAAAGACCGCCUCUUUAUAUUAAUGUUACGGUGGACAUAGGAAAACCACAGGUUCUACACUAAGAUGCUAACCUACUAUAGGAAUUGUAGGCCAGGAAUUGUUUUGGUUGUUGAAACUCGUGGGACCUAAAGGUUUAUUCUAAUUGUAAUAUAGUUUUUCAUUUCCAAUCAUUUCAUUUAUGGAUCGCAACACAGGUUAUUAUCAAGGAUUCAUGAACCUGUAAGCACUUUUUGUUCAAAAUUAGAAAACUAGACAAACUGCAUUGGCAUUUCGACCUAAGGGAACCUAGACUUUAUUUUUGAAACAUAUGUUUUAAUUUAUGUUUUAUUUAAUUUGUCUUGAUAAAAAUAUUAUUUGAAGUUUGGUUGAAUUUAGAAGCUUAUUAUAACAAAGCGUGAUUGUUUUGUAAUACUUCAGAAAUAUGGUUUUGUAGUAUGUUUUCUGUGAGGGGUGACUUUCCAAACACAGCAACAUAAAUACUGGUGGUAUUAGGUUUCAAGUUCAUAUUUCAAUCUUCCGGAUAUCUUUGCAACAUUCAUGCAAUGUGAACAAAUCAAACUUAACAUCUACAGUGAAAAAAUAUUAAGCGUAUCAUUAUAGUUUGUAUUUUAUUUAUAUAUAUGUUGCCUUAAUCUAUUUGCCGAAGAUGUUGGGUGGGUCUUUUGGUGGGUCAACUGAUAAUUGGUAUCAGGUUCUAUAAAAGUUGCCUUAGCAAUACUUAAAGCACUACUUAAAACACAUGCAGCUUAUAAUGAAAAAGCAGCAAAAUCUCAACAAGGCAAAACUAUUAGGUACUGUAGUAUCCAUGACAUUUCUUCUUUGAGAAUAAAUUUACAUUUCUGCCUUUAAGCUAUUCUUAAUGCUAAUAGGCCUAGUUUGUCAAUUAUUUUAAAGAGAAACGCUGUCCCUUUUAAUGUGAUACUCCUUUUGAGUGAAUGUAAUUGAUUUGGUUUGACUGAAUAGAGUACCAUAGAUCUACGUUAGACUGCUUAGAAUAUAUGGUAUUUGCAUACAAUAGUCAUAUAAGUUUUAUAUGUCACAUUUCAGAGAGUAAUGUGGGUGGGUGUUUAUAGCAUUUCAAAUGGGAUAUUGUUUGUAAUUUGAUUUACCUUAAUGAUUUAAUGAACAUUAUGAAGUGAUGCCAUGUUGACUGUUUUUGACUGCCAUCUAGUGGGGGCCUUUUACUUCUGAAUGUUUUUACAUAUAUUUCACAUUUUGAAUCUCAGAAUUUAUUGGGAAUAUUCAGAACAGAUUAUAAUAGCAUCGGAGGCUAUGAUUUUCAAAGGGGAAUAAAAUAUUGAUUUCUA
Hypomesus transpacificus is the source of this 2723-nucleotide messenger RNA. RefSeq names its product UDP-Gal:betaGlcNAc beta 1,4- galactosyltransferase, polypeptide 4 (gene b4galt4). Lineage: Eukaryota; Metazoa; Chordata; Actinopteri; Osmeriformes; Osmeridae. The record is from RefSeq and is a predicted model, not a curated record. Gene Ontology annotation, biological process: carbohydrate metabolic process. Gene Ontology annotation, molecular function: glycosyltransferase activity. The transcript has 7 exons. Bases 414 to 1478 code for a protein of 354 amino acids.